Rhincodon typus (whale shark) is the source of this 2392-nucleotide messenger RNA. Its product is annotated as ankyrin repeat domain-containing protein 61. Lineage: Eukaryota; Metazoa; Chordata; Chondrichthyes; Orectolobiformes; Rhincodontidae. The transcript has a single exon. Gene Ontology annotation, molecular function: protein binding. The annotation marks the transcript as partial. The record is from RefSeq and is a predicted model, not a curated record.
GGCUGUGAAAAGCAUUUUACGGAAACAUAUACUUGCUCUCAUAGAAAUUCUCAUGGGGCUUCUCUUCUCUUUCUUUGCCCUAGGGAUGCCUUGGGCCGAACAGCACUGCAUCUGAUUAUUGUGCACUGGCCCAAUAUAGUCCAAGACUGGAUCGUACCAAAGACCAAGUUCGAGAAAGCCAUGGCGGGCAUGCAGAGCCGGGCUGAAUGGUGCCUGCAGCUGCUGUGCCAGCGUGGGGUGCAGGUCAACGUGGCCACCCAGACCAGGAGUCGGGACACAGCGAUGCACCUGGCUGUGCGUCAUGGAGCCUGGCGGGCAGUGCCCAUCCUGGCACGGUAUGGUGCCAACCUAGAGGCAGCUAACCAGCAUGGCAUGACCCCACUGCACAUGGCCAGCGGGCUGCUGGACCGGCACAUGGUGGAGGAGCUGCUGGGCCGGGGAGCACGGGUGAACAGCAAGGUGGUGGGCAGUGGCAGCACACCACUCCAGUUGGCUGUCUGCGCCGCCUCAGGCAAGGGGGCGCAGCAACUCGGGGCUGGGCUGGACUGCGUGCGGGUACUUCUGGCAGCAGGCGCCAGCGUUGAUGCCCAAGAUCAGCAAGGGAGGGCAGCAGUGCACGAGGCAUGUUUUGGGGGACGGCAGGAGCUCAUUGACCUGUUGUUGGAGCAUGACGCUGACUUGGGCCUGCGCACCAAGCUGGGCGAGUCGCCCCUCUCCCUCUUCCUGGAGCGCCGGCCCAAUCUCCGGUGCAGCCACCUGCUGGCCAAACUGCUUAGCCUCUCCUGUCCUCUGCGGAUUGCCAGUGGGCAGGGGGGUCAGCUGCCUAGCGGGCUGCUAUGCCCAGAGUUCUGCCAGCACCGGGAGUUCCUAUUAGCCCUGAGCCAGGAGCCACCAGCCCUCCAGGAUCUCUGCCGGGUGGCAGUCAGGAAGGUCUACGGCCACCGGCAGAGGCAGCGUCUCAAAGAGAUCUUGCCCACUUCAGUGUGGCAGUUUGUUUACGGUUACAGGGACUAUGCUAAGAGGCUGGCAGAGAUAGAGGCAAUAGAACAACUGAACUGUGAGGGUCAAGGGGACCUGGCCAACAGCCUGCUCCGCAUGCACCUCUGAGUGGAUACUGAUGUUACCAACGUACUUUUUAAUUUAUAUUUUCAUGCAUCCAGUAGGAAUUGGUACUGGAGCCCAAGUAGUUUUUAAUAUCACUCAGUGAUGGAGAACAACUCUGACAAUGGAACAGUCAGAACAAAAUAAAGCAGUUUUGAUAAGAUUCCUUCAUUUAUAAAGUGUUUACGGCACAGAGCAGAUCAUUUAGCCCAACUGCUAGAUCAGUUUUUGUACUCCACAGGAGCCUCCUCCCAUCCCUCUCUAUCUUCAGCACGUUCUAUUUUUUUCAGUUGUGUGUUCAUUCAGCUUCCAGUUAAAUAUAACUAUUCAACUCAAUCACAAUUUGUGAUAGCAAGUUCCACAUUCUCUCUGCUCUCAGUAAAAACAUUUCUCUUCAAUUCUCAAUUGAAUUUAUUAGUAAUGGUCUCAUAUUUAUGGGCUUUAGUUCUGGUCCCCCUGCCACAAGAGGAAACACCCCUUCACAUCUUCCUUACAAACUCUUUCAUAAUCUUAACAAAUUCCAUUAGGUGAUCUUCUAGGACAAGAAACAGUUCCAGCCUAUUUAAUCUUUCCAGAUAGGUAUGACCUCUCAAUUCUGGUUUCAGUUCUGUCAAUCCAAAUUUCUCCAGUGCCUCUGUAUUCUUUCUAUAUUAUGAAUGAUUACUGACAGUACUGAAGACAGUGAGUAGUCUUCUAUACAUGAAGCAAAACUUCCCUGCUUUUCAAUUCUCUCUCUACCUGUUUACCUUUAUGGCCUUGUUAACCUUGUGUCCUCAGUUUCCAGUACACCAAAAAAGAACUGUCAUUUGUAAAUUUUAAAUUUGUACUUCUGAAUCCAUGUGCAAAUUAUUUACAUAAAUGGUGAUCAAGAGUGUACCCGGCAUCAAUCCUUAUGGAACAUCACUCCACAUCCUUUAGUAGUUUAAGUAACUAUCUUUCAGCCCUACUCUGUUUCUUAUUUUGUAACCAGUUUGCUACUUUUGCCCCACAUACUCUGACAUGGCUCACAACUCUACUAUGUGGAACCUUAUCAAAGGUGAACACAUGUUUUCUGUAAAUCAUCUGAUAUGUCAAUCCCUUUAUUUAUUUAGUGGGAAUUUUUUGCAGUUUUGCUCUCCUGAAACAAACUCAGAUCUGACAGAGAUGGUAUUUGGUGUGCCUUUUGCUCACAUCGUGCAUUUGACUAAGGUUUCAAGAUAUUGUGAACCAAAUCUAAAUAUUUUCCCAAACAUGCCACUGUUUAAGUGAAACACAACAUUCAUACUUUUAAAAAUAAAACGUUGUUAUCUAA